Pomacea canaliculata is the source of this 1752-nucleotide messenger RNA. Its product is annotated as NADH dehydrogenase [ubiquinone] 1 beta subcomplex subunit 3-like. The record is from RefSeq and is a predicted model, not a curated record. Gene Ontology annotation, biological process: mitochondrial respiratory chain complex I assembly; electron transport chain. The coding region runs from base 68 to 382 and encodes 104 amino acids. The transcript is spliced from 2 exons. NCBI's taxonomy places the organism in Eukaryota, Metazoa, Mollusca, Gastropoda, Architaenioglossa, Ampullariidae. Gene Ontology annotation, cellular component: mitochondrion.
CCCUUGCGUACUUCCGCUACCGGAGAUUGUCGGGCUCCUGAAGGUUAGCGACAACUGCACAUUCAUAAUGGGACAUGGCCAUGGGGAACACUUUCAGGCUCCUGACUGGAAAAGUUAUAAAAUCAACGGUAUACCGGAGCUAGAACAGCUUAAGAGGCUGCUUGCUGCGCAAGGUUUGAAAGAUCCUUGGAUCAGGAAUGAAGUGUGGCGUUACGAUCCUAAGUUCUAUGGAAAUGAAUAUAGAAAUGCUCUUAAGAGCUUGGGUCGAGGCCUGAAGUAUGCAGUGGGUGCUAUGGUCAUCACCAUCGCAGUGGAGAGUUUCAUGAAGAAGAAAAAGAAUGGUACAGCACAUGAAAGUGACAGUGAAAAUGGUCAUCACUGAAAUACAUUAUAGUGCCUAAAAUUCUGCUUAGCUUGUGUGCGACCAUGUGAGCCAAAGCAGACUGUAACUGGAUUACAUUUUUAGCAUGCAAUCAGUGAAAUGUGAAAAUUAUGCAGAAACUUGAGUGCAGUAGUGAUAUUUUAAUGUAUAAUGUAGCCUUUACUUUAGCAUGAAAAACUUCCAUAGAAAGCAGUAUGAUGAGAUCUCGAGUAAAAUAUUUUGUUAGCAUUUUGAUGAGGCAUUCAAUGUUAGGGAUUUAUUCAGUUCUACAGACUGCUCAGCCUGAAGUCAAAGAUGCUUAUAUCUUUUUUUUGGUUAGGACUUAGUGGUCUAGCUCAGUGGUUCUCAGAGUAUUUCGGACCAAGGACCACUUUACUAAAGUAAAAAAUACGGCGCUCCACCAGCACCUAAAAUCACUGUAUUUAAUUUAAAUUGCCACAUUUAUUUCAUUAUAAUUCAAAACUAAAUGUAUUUUUGUGACAGUGGUAUAGUAAUAAGUUUACAUAAAAUUACAUGCUUUGCACAGUACACAUAAAAAUUAAAAAUUAGGAAGUGUACUGCUUUACUAAGGGUAACAGAUGACACAGUUAAAUGACGCUAUGCUCAUGCUGUGACAUAAAGAUGUUGUUGGUAAGCAAGCAUUUUUUGCAAACGAGCAUUUGGGCAUCAAUAAAAUUAAAACUCAUGUGAAAUCAAUAUACAAGUGGUCUGCGGACCACACUUUGAGAACCACUGGUCUAACAUAGGAGUUUAACUCUUGUGCUUCACGGUGAUUUUCGUUCAUUCAAAGCAGGAUGGGCUUUUACAAUUUCCACAUUUACUGAAUUUAGAUAAGAAUAAACAGUUACUAAAUAUCAGCUUUAUCAUUACUAAAUUUUCUGGAACAUAAAUCUGUUGCUUGUAAUUAAAUCAAGUCAAAGUAGACAGCUGUCCUUUCUUGUUUAUCACCUGAAAUGAAAUGGUGGUCUUUCCCAUUGCCAAUUCUUUAAAAUGGAUCAAUGACAUUUAGCAAACUGUCCAUAUUUGUAACAUUUUGAGUCUGGGGCUUGAUGUUUGAUUCUGAUUGCCAGAUAUGUAUGAAUUUGAAGUAUUUAAGAAAUCAUCAAAAAAAAAAAAGACAUGGCAGGAAGAUCAGAAUUACAAUAAAAGUUUAAAGUAACAAGAAAGAAACUGUUUUUGCUUCUUUCCAUCAUGAAAUUACAUUUUCUCGUAAAUCCAAAGGAGGAUAGGCUUAUAAAAUUGUAUUUCUUAAAAAGAAAAUUUUGAUACAGGCUAAGGCACAGUUAAUCACUGCAACGUUUAGUCCUGUAUUCAGGAUUUGGAUGGUAGACACACUAUGUAAAAGUGAAUAAACAUACGAUGAUGAAGAA